AUGUCCACAUUCAUUGACACAGCAGAGACGGCAAUUCACACCAGCCACGAAGCCCCGAGCAACGCGGGACUUGAGAGCCCUGUAGAGAGCAAGACGCAGGACGGGCACGCCAACGGUGUCACCUCACGCCCGUCCUCGCGAGGGCUAGAAAGCAAAUACAAGCAUGUUUUCGCAGUGCACGCCGAUCGAAAGACGUCCUACCUGAGCGAGGAUGCCGAUAGGCCGCACAAUUUUGCGGGCUUCAGGAAUCUGAUGGCGCUUGUUUUGAUCGUUUCGAACGUCCGCUUGAUGAUAGAGAACUUCCGAAAAUACGGUGUGCUGAUCUGCAUCCGAUGCCACGACUACAGCCGACAAGACGUAAUCUAUGGGUCGAUCCUAUACUUCUCGGUGCCCUGCCACCUAUUCGUCGCCUACAUCAUCGAGCUAGCGGCCGCACAGCAAGCCAAGGGCGCCCUAGCGCGCAUGAAGAAAGCAGAGGAAGACCCCAACACCGCAGACAGCCGAGAGAAGCAGCGGCGCAGCUUCCUGUCGACGUGGAAGCUAAUUGCACUCGCCCACGGCGUGAAUGCCACGCUGAACCUCAUCAUCGCGACGACGGUCGUUUAUUACUACAUCCACCACCCCGGCAUCGGCACGCUCUGCGAGAUGCACGCCGUCAUUGUCUGGCUCAAGACAUGUUCGUACGCCUUUACAAAUCGGGAUCUGCGCCAUGCACUGCUCUCGCCAUCCUCCACCGGCGCGCUGCCUGACCUAUACAAGAGUUGCCCGUACCCGCGUAACGUCACGCUCAAGAACCUGGCGUACUUCUGGUGGGCACCGACGCUGUGCUACCAGCCCGUAUAUCCGCGAACCGAGAGGAUCCGCUGGCCCUUUGUCUUCCGGCGCGUGCUCGAGUUCGUAGGGCUGAGCAUCGUCAUCUGGAUCGCCUCGGCGCAGUACGCGGCGCCGCUGCUGCAGAACUCGCUGGACAAGAUCUCGACGCUGGAUCUGACGUCCAUCCUCGAGCGGCUGAUGAAGCUCUCGACCAUCAGCCUCUUCUGCUGGCUCGCGGGCUUCUUCGCGCUCUUUCAGAGCUUCCUGAACGCGCUGGCCGAGGUGCUGAGGUUCGGCGACAGGGAGUUCUACACCGACUGGUGGAACACGAGCAGUAUUCGCACAUACUGGACUACGUGGAACAAGCCCGUGUACCACUUCAUGCGAAGGCAUGUGUACUCGCCGCUCGUGGGCCGCGGAUGCCCGAAACAGGUGGCGCAGAUCAUCGUCUUCAUCUUCUCGGGCGUGCUGCAUGAGCUGCUGGUUGGCGUCCCGACGCAUAAUAUCCUUGGCGUCGCCUUUGCAGGCAUGAUGUUCCAGCUCCCCCUCAUCGCCCUCACGGACCCGCUGCGGCGCAUGAAGGGUAUCCGCGGGAAAGUGACGGGCAACAUCAUCUUCUGGGUCAGUUUCUGUCUUGUGGGACAGCCGCUUGCGGCGCUGUUGUAUUUCUUUGCCUGGCAGGCAAAGUACGGGAGCGUGAGUAAGCCGCAGUUUAGGAUGGCCGGGUGGGGAAGCUAG
This is a messenger RNA of Coniosporium apollinis CBS 100218, 1551 nucleotides long. RefSeq lists its product as uncharacterized. Gene Ontology annotation, molecular function: diacylglycerol O-acyltransferase activity. NCBI's taxonomy places the organism in Eukaryota, Fungi, Ascomycota, Dothideomycetes. Gene Ontology annotation, cellular component: endoplasmic reticulum membrane. The transcript is spliced from 4 exons. The coding region runs from base 1 to 1551 and encodes 516 amino acids. The record is from RefSeq and is a predicted model, not a curated record. Gene Ontology annotation, biological process: triglyceride biosynthetic process.